AACAUGGCAACGGCUAACGGAUUUAUUAUGGCUUGUUUUGCGUUUCGUCAAUUAUCUCCGUACUGUCUAACUGCUAAUUUUUUGAAAUUUCGACCUCUAUCUUGUUUUAUUUAGUUUGAAUUUACUAAACUACGUCCGGUUUUGUUUCUAACGAUUGUGUUUUAAGUCUUACUCUAUCAGUUUGGUGCGGUUGUGAUGCUACGAAGACGUUCAGACAGCUUUCUGAUGUAGUUGAAUUCAAAACGGAUUGAGUUUUUGCGAGGGACGAUGUCGAUCUCUCUCGCGUAAUUGAUUCUUCGCUGUUUAUUCUGCGUGAUUUCAUCGGUCAAAAGUUAAACAUGUACCGUCAUAUUUUGAAUUAGUUCUGAACACCGUACUAUCACGAGGAUACGCCAUGGACGAAAUAGAUACAUUCGCUGCCUCUGAAAUCAUCAAAGAUCGCCUGUACUUUGUCACGUUGUCAUCUAAUGUAAAACCCAAAUCCACUCCGAACACACAUUACUUUUCUGUUGAUCAUGAACUGGUGUACGAAAAUUUCUAUGAGGAUUUUGGUCCUCUCAACCUUGCCAUGCUUUACAAAUACUGCAAUAAAGUAUCAAGCAAGCUUAAGGCUGUUCAAAACACUGGAAAAAAGCUUGUCCACUACACAACCACAGACAGUAAUGACAGAGUAAAUGCGGCAUUUUUGAUUGGCUCUUUUGCGAUUUUAUAUUUGAACAAGACACCAGAAGAAGUCUAUGAGAUUCUUCAAGGAUAUUUCUACAAAAAUUUCAGGGAUGCAUCUCAUGGAGUUCCUGUCUAUCAGAUUUCUCUCAAGGAUUGUUUCUCUGCCAUCCAGAAAGCUCACAUGCUUGGAUUCUUCCGUUUUGAUGAUUUUGAUGCCGAAGAAUAUGAAUUUCUUGAGCGAGUAGAGAAUGGAGAUUUGAAUUGGAUUGUUCCGCAAAAGUUUAUUGCUUUUUGUGGCCCUCAUGCUCGCAGCAAAAUAGAAAAUGGCUAUCAUUUGCACUGUCCAGAAUCAUAUUUCAGUUACUUCAGGAAAAACAAUGUCACAACAGUUGUCCGCUUGAAUAAGAAACUGUAUGAUGCCAGCCGCUUCAACAAUGGAGGCUUCGAUCACAAAGACUUAUAUUUUCUGGAUGGUAGCACACCAAGUGAUGGGAUUUUGAAGCAAUUUAUGAAUAUUGCUGAAAAUGCUGCAGGAGCUAUAGCUGUCCAUUGUAAAGCUGGUCUAGGAAGGACAGGCUCAUUAAUUGGAUGUUAUAUAAUGAAACAUUAUAGAUUUACAGUGCAUGAAACAAUCGCUUGGAUAAGGAUUUGUAGACCUGGUUCAAUUAUUGGUCACCAACAACAAUGGCUCUCUGAUAAGGAGUCUCUGAUGUGGGUCCAAGGAGAUAAUUAUCGGUAUCAAAACAAAGGAAAUCCUAACAUAUUCCCCUUCCACAAGUACGGUAUUUACAGCCUCAAGAUAAAAUCAAUCAAGAAUUCAACAAAAGCAGAACUGAUCUCUGAUAAGCUCAUCAAACCAACAGACUCUGUGGCUCGCAUCAUGCACAAAGUGGAUAUCAUGAAAUUGAAUGAUCUAAAACAAGAGACCGAUGAAAAGGUUGCUAAAAUCCGAAAUUCGAAGAAUCUCUCCCACACUUGGAAUUAUCAGAUCACUCAGGCAAAGACUCCAUCCCCCCCUUCUUGGAAAGGUGGCGAGUCCAAAACCGUUUCCCCACUAACACAAGGAGAUAAAUUAAAUCAAAUUAAACAGUUCCGGAGAGUUCCCCGGGCACAUCUAUCUCCUUUAACAUCAAACACUAAUGGACUAACAGGACGAACCAAAACUCUCACCUCGCGAACCAGCGGUAAUGCCAAUGAGUCCAGUAUUGUUCUACCAUCCAAAGUUCCAAAAGUUAGUAGUUUAGGUGUGGAUGUUAUCUCGUCCAGCGGUGGACUUCGGCGAGGAGUACGACCAACCCCUUCACCAACAACCAAAAGAAUUUCAUGGAGUGGGAUGACACCUAACCGCAGCGUAAAUAUGAACAAAGUUAACCUUCAGUAUAAUAGACCCAUAACACGCUCUGUUGCGAAAGCAUAUCCAUUUUUUAGUUAUAAUUCUCCAUCAAGCCUUGGUAUGAAUCUCCGCUCCAGCCAGUCCAAUUUCUCACGACCGACAACAAGUUCCAAAACCUAAGUAGAAGAAAAAUCAAGGGCCACUCUCUUUUUACUUGAGAGUGGAGGACUGCUAAAUUUUUAAGUCAAACAGGUAAAUUUUCAAUCCCUUCUGCAGUCUCCCGUGGCUCCGAGUGAUGAAUUUUUAUUACAUAUUCUUACGUAUGUAACAUGAAGUGCAAUCAGUUAGUGAGCGGAUUCCUUAUUUUUUUAUCUGUUCCAUCAGAAGGUCACUUUAAAAUUUCUCCUCGUCCUUUAAAGCUAAUAUUUAGCUUGUGGCAAAAAUUCUGGUGUAUGUCUGUACUGAUUAACUUACGAUACUUUUAAAGUUGAAGUAGAGCUUUAUUUUUCCAUCCUCUUUUUCUGUUUUCUCCCUUCCAAAAUAUUUAUUUAAACAACUUUUUGUCGAAAUUUUGCUACCGAGAAACCGUUCCAGUUGGUUAUUCUUUAAAGAGUACACAAAUCUCUUAUCAGCAGAGAUGAUAAACUUUCAGUAUAGCACGAAAGAAAUGAUGAUUAGCUACUAGACGAAGUAAAGACAAUAUAUUUUCGUUUUAAAAUUUUUGAGGAAAUUGAGUUAAACAAUGAGAAAUCUGGAAAUUGACUUCUGAAUAAGAUGUAAGUGUUUGCAAUUACCACUGGUUAAAUCGAAAAUA
Molecule: messenger RNA, 2813 nt
Organism: Bemisia tabaci
Lineage: Eukaryota; Metazoa; Arthropoda; Insecta; Hemiptera; Aleyrodidae
Gene: Cdc14
Product: cell division cycle protein 14
Biological process (GO): protein dephosphorylation
Source: RefSeq, a predicted model, not a curated record